This is a messenger RNA of Hyaena hyaena (striped hyena), 1278 nucleotides long. RefSeq names its product cyclin D1 (gene CCND1). Bases 224 to 1111 code for a protein of 295 amino acids. The record is from RefSeq and is a predicted model, not a curated record. Gene Ontology annotation, cellular component: cytoplasm; cyclin-dependent protein kinase holoenzyme complex; nucleus. Gene Ontology annotation, biological process: mitotic cell cycle phase transition; regulation of cyclin-dependent protein serine/threonine kinase activity; positive regulation of G1/S transition of mitotic cell cycle. The transcript is spliced from 5 exons. NCBI's taxonomy places the organism in Eukaryota, Metazoa, Chordata, Mammalia, Carnivora, Hyaenidae. Gene Ontology annotation, molecular function: cyclin-dependent protein serine/threonine kinase regulator activity.
CACACGGACUACAGGGGAGUUUUGUUGGAAGUUGCAAAGUCCUGGAGCCUCCAGAGGGCUGUCGGCGCAGCAGCAGCAGCAGCAGCAGCAGCAGCAGCAGCGUCCGCGCGCUCCGGCGAGGGCCAGCCGAGCUCGGGGGAGCGCGGGGCCGCGGGAGCCAGAGCCGAGCGCGCACCGACCGGGACCCUCCGCCGCCCCCAGGCCGCCCAGCACCGCCGCGGCCAUGGCACACCAGCUCCUGUGCUGCGAGGUGGACACCAUCCGCCGGGCGUACCCCGAUGCCAACCUGCUCAACGACCGGGUGCUGCGGGCCAUGCUCCAGGCGGAGGAGACCUGCGCGCCCUCCGUGUCCUACUUCAAGUGCGUGCAGAAGGAGGUCCUGCCGUCCAUGCGCAAGAUCGUGGCCACCUGGAUGCUGGAGGUCUGCGAGGAGCAGAAGUGCGAGGAGGAGGUCUUCCCGCUGGCCAUGAACUACCUGGAUCGCUUCCUGUCGCUGGAGCCCGUGAAAAAGAGCCGCCUGCAGCUGCUGGGGGCCACCUGCAUGUUCGUGGCCUCCAAGAUGAAGGAGACCAUCCCGCUGACGGCCGAGAAGCUGUGCAUCUACACCGACAACUCCAUCCGGCCUGACGAGCUGCUGCAAAUGGAGCUGCUGCUGGUCAACAAGCUCAAGUGGAACCUGGCCGCCAUGACCCCGCACGAUUUCAUAGAGCACUUCCUGUCCAAGAUGCCCGUGGCCGAGGAGAACAAACAGAUCAUCCGCAAGCACGCGCAGACCUUCGUCGCCCUCUGCGCCACAGACGUGAAGUUUAUUUCCAACCCGCCUUCCAUGGUGGCAGCGGGGAGCGUGGUGGCCGCCGUGCAAGGCCUGCACCUGGGAAGCUCCAACAGCUUCCUGUCCUGCCCGCGCCUCACCCGCUUCCUCUCCAAAGUGAUCAAGUGCGACGCGGACUGUCUCCGGGCGUGCCAGGAGCAGAUCGAAGGCCUGCUCGAGUCCAGCCUUCGCCAGGCCCAGCAGCAGAGCCUGGACCCCAAGGCGGCGGCGGAGGAGGAGGAGGAGGAGGAGGCCGACCUGGCCUGCACACCCACCGACGUUCGAGACGUGAACAUUUGAGGGCGCAUGCGCGGCGCGGGAGGGGGCCGGCCCGGGUGCUCCCUGGACAGGACCGCUCCUCGCCAGGACCGGUCACGACCAGAAGGGAAAAAGCUUCCUUCUCCUUUCCUGUCGGUUUUUUUUUUCCCUUUGCUCUUUCUCCCUUCUGUCUCUGACAUAAGCAAAAG